Molecule: messenger RNA, 1238 nt
Organism: Penaeus monodon (black tiger shrimp)
Lineage: Eukaryota; Metazoa; Arthropoda; Malacostraca; Decapoda; Penaeidae
Exons: 7
Coding region: 1-1149 (382 amino acids)
Molecular function (GO): protein binding
Source: RefSeq, a predicted model, not a curated record
AUGAGUCACUCUGGGGUCACCAGAUCAGGGAAUGCUGAUCUCAGUUCUGGAUUCUGCGGUUUAAGUACAAGUGCGCUGCGUAAGCAUGCAGGGAAUGAGGAGAGCCCACUGUCCAAUGAGCGAAGUCAUGGCUAUGGACCUAGUGUAACCCACCCUGGACUUCAUCCACAACCAUUUUCAUAUGCAAAGUUGGAUUUUGUGAUUGUUUCAGUAAAUCAAGUGGGGGGACUUGUGUCGAACACUGAAUACUGGUUUCGCAUUCGUGGCUGCUCAGCUGUUGGAUGUGGAGAGAGUACUGAACCUUUGGCUGCUACAAUACCUGCCAUUCUUCCACCUGAUCAAAAAGCACCUUCCAGUGAAUUUUAUCUCAUCCUAUGCUUGGUUACGGCAUUUUUUCUACUCACAAUCAUUGGAGUUGCAUCUAUGUAUGCAGUCAAAGUCCGCAACAUCUCAUCAUCUCCGCGGGUUUUGGCUUGCAAUGGAAACGGCCACAUCAAUGGCAAACGCAAUACACAGGUUGUCAAAAUAGGGCAGGCAGAUGGACAGGCUGAUGGAGAUUGCCAAGAGAUGGAAGUAUACAUCCCAAUGCUAACACAGAUACCCCCAGACUUCAAGUGCACUCCACUGGAUACAAAGGGAGGAUAUCCAGAGACUCGUAUGAAUGGAAUGAAUAACCCAAGGUGCAAUGGUUUCGUUGUCAGAAACCGAGAUCACCUGCAAGCAGUUCCUCAUGCAGAGACGAAGGGUUUGUCGUCAGAGGAGAGCGAACGGCUGGUGAUAGGUGCCAGUAGCAGCAAUGGUGCCAUGAGCAUGAGUGUCCUCCCCCAAGUUUAUCAAAAUCAUAGCCAAGAGCAGAGGGAAGCUGAACAAGGUGGCAGUGAGCCAAAUCAUUCUCAAAGUGGUACAUUACCUCCAUCUCCACGACACGAACACAACCAUAGUGGAGCCUCACAAACUGGGCUUGCCAAUCUCACUAACCUCACUACUCUAAGUACCACGGAAAGUGAUGUGGAGAUGGAACCGGAGAAAAUGAUGGCUGAUAGUGUUGGCUCCCAGGAUGCCAGCACUCCAUACCAACACAAUUCCCAUCAUAAUACGAGUGCAACAAAAACAUCAUCCCCGCAACCCCCACUCACAACAGUGCAGUAGCUACGUAGGUGCCUGGGUAUAGUGCCCAGCUACCCACCCUCGCAGGCCCCUAUCACGGAGAGUCUCCUCUGGUCUGAUGCGGGUAUUGA